AUGGCACAAGCCUCGCGGCAAUCUGUGAUGGAUAAAGUGUUCGGUAGCCGUGUCGAUUGUUCUGCGUUACAAACGCUAUGUCUUUUGAGCCUUUUUGAACAUGCAGAAGGAAAUAUUGUCCAAGCAGGGAUCCACCUCAGUACGGCGAUUCAGCUACUGAGCGGCAUUCCUAAGGGUAGUUUCCUUGGUGACGCUGCCGAGUUCAACAACUGCAUUCGAAGUAUCUUUGUACUUCAUCACCUGCAGGGCAGCGUUUCAUUAAGCGUAUGGCCAACUACCAUGACGCACGGCGAAGACACAUCCCUGGGAACUUCACAGUGCUCAGCGUGGCUUCUUCCGCCCGAGAAGUCACCGUCAUGCGAUAUGGAUCGGGGCAUCAUGAAAUACGCGAUUCCGCUCGCUCAAAUAUGGAGAGCAAUCAGAGUCUACGCCUCGCGCCGUGUUUUCUCGGAUACCCUGCCCCCAUGGAACCCUCGUUCCGAUUACUCCCAGGUUACAUAUCGACACCUCGAGCUCGACUGUAGUGUGCCACUGAAAUAUCGCUUCUCUGCUAACCAGAUUGACAAGCAGACGCCUGAAACUCUGCAGCAAAACAGAGGGUAUUGGGGCCCUUAUCUAUUUACACAGUUCGUCUAUGCUUCCAUUCCUGUUAUCCUCAAUCACCCAUUUCUUUUGUCAAUGCGGCUACGGCACUUUCGACACACAAUGCCCCAGUCAUUUGUCAAUAGCUCUUUCGAUGCAAUCACCCGGCAUAUUGGAUGGAUUAUGUACCAUCUUGAUGUAUUGGAGAAGUUGGACUAUCGAGUGUCUGACCCAACCUUGGCCCAUGUUGUUGCAGUAGUUGCCACCAUUCAUCUGCAGCACAGUUUUGUGGAAGACUUUGCCUUGCGUGAGAAGGCCAAAGCUGGCUUUGAGAAGUGUGUCGAGUUCUUGAGAUGUAUGGGUCUCACAUGGCAUGGUGUUGCAGUCAUGCAUGAGAAUCUGCGAAAGCUGCAGAACAGUAUACAGGUUGUACCUCUUGCUGGUGAAGACUGUGGGCUGAAUAGGCCAGCCCAACAGAAGUUCUCCAUCGACACGAGACUUCUCUGGGAUAUUCUAUGUUACGAGCAAGCUGGAAGGCCGGAUGCGCGCGCCGAUGAGUCUAUUUAUAGUGGCCUAGCAUCAACCUACCAGGACCCGGCGACAGGCACUAAUGACGAUGGUGAUGAAUAUGAUUUGGUCGGCUCAGCUGGAAUCAUUGGCCACAAGACUGUUUCAAAGGACACGCCUCUCUACGCCCCGGGCGAGGGUGAGGUGAGCCACCCAAUAAGAGGCCGUGUUCCCUCUGAUGCUUCGGGGUUGCUAGGAUCUCUCCAACAGAAUAUUCAGGAAGGCUUUGGAUCGGCCAUGGAACCAAAUAAUAUCUUUCCCGAAGUACACGACUUUGGAAGGGCCAUUGAUGAGUGGCUGAGCCUUGAUUGGGGAAAUACAAUGCUGUAG
Messenger RNA from Fusarium musae, 1479 nucleotides. RefSeq lists its product as uncharacterized. Gene Ontology annotation, cellular component: nucleus. The transcript has 3 exons. The coding region runs from base 1 to 1479 and encodes 492 amino acids. The record is from RefSeq and is a predicted model, not a curated record. Lineage: Eukaryota; Fungi; Ascomycota; Sordariomycetes; Hypocreales; Nectriaceae.